AUGUGUGAUUUUUUUUUUUCUUAUGCAAGAGUUUUUCCAGGGUGGUUCUGGAGAAGUAAGAUUGCUGGGUCCAAUGCUAUCAGCAUCUUCUACAUUGUAUUAGAUUCCGUAGCACGGCGGUGCCAUCAGCACCAUGAGGCCACCAGUUUGUACCUUCCUCCCCUCUCCCAGGUGGGCUUCAUCGACUAUAUCGUGCACCCGCUGUGGGAGACGUGGGCUGACCUGGUCCACCCAGAUGCCCAGGAGAUUCUAGACACACUGAAGGAGAACCGGGACUGGUACUACAGUGCCAUUCGGCAGAGCCCUUCACCACCGCCUGAGGGAGAGCCUGGGGGCCCAGGCCACCCCCCACCACCGGAUAAGUUCCAGUUUAAGCUGACCCUGGAGGAAGAAGAGGAGGAGGAGGUGUCUACCACCCCAGGUGCAUCGGGAGCGCAGGAACUGUCCACAGCCCAGGAUGCAUCCACGGGGGUGGAGGUAGAGGAAAUGGGUUUGACGCAGCAAGCAGACGCGGCAGACCGUACGACCACGGGCCAGGACAAGGCCAUGUCCCCAGAUGCACCUGUUGGUGCCGCAGGCUGCGGCAGCCCCCCGGCCCUGUCUCCUGAGAACCCCCCUCUGCCUGCCUUGAGGACCCUGCCCCUCUAGAGGAGACCCCAGGCCUCCUGGGCCUCCCCUCCAUGGCGGCCGAGGCGGGGGCCCAAAAAGAGCACCGGGCUGCCAAAGGGUGUGCUGUGCCUGCCCAGGGACAUGCGGCAAGGACCCACCCACGCUCCCAGCUCCUGGUGGAUGGGGGUCGGCUAGAGGCCCCACCUGAGCCCCAGCCCCUACUCCCUGCUGCCCUCCCUGCCUUCCUUGAUCACCCUCACCCCCCAGCCACCUCCUCCACUGCCUCAAAGACUCUUGGGCCUCCUGAGAAAAAAGAAAACAGAAAAGUGGGGUUUUUUCUCUUUUCUUUUUUGCCCCUUUCCCUCCAUCCCCACCCACAGGGCCUCUUUUUGGAGGUGGGGGCUGGGGAACAAGGGGCAGAGGUCCUGGAAGGGAUUUUAUUUUUUGAAUUUUAAUUGUUACAUUUUUAGAAAAAGAAAAAGAAAAAAAAAAACCAUCAGGAUGAAACACAGCAACUGUAGACGCUCCUGUUCCUGGCUGCCCCCGUCUGUCUCCAGCCCGGGCUCGAGGCUCAGUCUUCCGGCCUCCCGGGGCCCUUCACCUGGGCCCCAGCAGGCACAGCGUCUCCCUCCAGGGUUUUCUUCUGGAUUUUGGAGCAUCUCUGGAACUCAGCCAGGAACAGCCAUUCUGGACUGCACCAGGGGUGCGGGGUGGGGGUGCCACUGUGGGAGGCCCCAGCUCCAGCCCCAGCCUGGCUUGCCGCAGCCUCCCCAGUCUUCCGACUCAUUUUGCACAAACCUGGCAAUACUAGGGGGAUGGGCACGGGGGCCUGUGUGCCGCAGGAGGCAGCGAGGGGCUGUUGGGGGCACACUCACACCACCAGCCCGGGGUCUGAGGUUUGAAGAGGGCCCGAUACCCUCUCUGCUUGCCACCCCCUUCUCCUUCUACUUUGGGUUUUCUUGGUCUGCAGGGGACGGCUCCCAGCCCCUCUCCUUCUAGCUGCUUCUCCUCUUGUUUCUGCCUUAGGCUUUCCAAGGCCACAGGAGUGGGGUUGCAGUGGCUCCCACCUGCACCUUGGGUAGGGUGGGGCCAGGCCCAGAGCCCCCAUCCUGGGCACCCCCGGCAUCCUCCUGCCCGCCUCCCUGACACUUUGCUCUAGGAGGAAGCAAUAAUAGUGUACCCCCACACCCCCCUUUUGUGGGCAGCCCAUCCCCACCCUGGUACCAAGUCAUUGCUCCUUUGCCCCAACCUGGCCAAGCCUCACCCUCCGCGCCUAGCCAGUCCCUGUGCAAUACGACAGACAAGCCAUGGGGGACUGUUUGGAAGGAGACAUCCCCACUUCCCCCUCUGCUAUGCCCCGUGGCCCGGGUCUGCAGCCGGGCAGAGCAGGGCCUCUCUCUCCCACUCCCUCCCCGAGCACACGGUACUGUAGCUCCCUGCUCCCCUGAGCCUCCCAUCUGUCUGUCCGUUCCAGGGGGAGUCCCACCCGCUCCCACCCCCAUGACGCUGUACAGGGUUCAUUUUCGUAGCAGACGUAUUUCCUGUCCCAGCCGGCCACUGGAGUGGGCCUUGGUUUUUUCUUUUCUUUUCUUUUCUUUUUUUUGCACAUACUGUAAGGUUGGUUUGUAAAUUAUUC
Messenger RNA from Manis javanica (Malayan pangolin), 2245 nucleotides. NCBI's taxonomy places the organism in Eukaryota, Metazoa, Chordata, Mammalia, Pholidota, Manidae. The record is from RefSeq and is a predicted model, not a curated record.